Aspergillus ibericus CBS 121593 is the source of this 1849-nucleotide messenger RNA. RefSeq names its product vitamin H transporter. The record is from RefSeq and is a predicted model, not a curated record. Gene Ontology annotation, biological process: transmembrane transport. Gene Ontology annotation, cellular component: membrane. Gene Ontology annotation, molecular function: transmembrane transporter activity. The transcript is spliced from 6 exons. The coding region runs from base 354 to 1760 and encodes 468 amino acids. NCBI's taxonomy places the organism in Eukaryota, Fungi, Ascomycota, Eurotiomycetes, Eurotiales, Aspergillaceae.
CGGGGCAGAUAAACUUCUGCGGGGAUCGCGCUCUCAUUGCCGUCAUUGCACUAACAAUGACAGAUGUAUACGUCUCCCCAUGGGGAUUUGAGAAUACAGCUGCUAGUACCUAGAUCGAAUGACGUCUACCCUUGUCGAGCGAUGUCUUCCGACGCAUCAUAUCAUCUCCGCAUUUGCGAUGUCGGUAAAGGAACCAGGUCUCGAGCGCAGCAGCAUAAAUAUCCUUCAUUGGAUCGGCGGUCUGACGAUUGAAAUGUAACACAGUCGGAGCUGGCUCUCCCUAUUUUUUUCAUCCAGUUCUCGAUGACAUUCCCGUCCUUUCUUCGUUCCGGAAAGCUCUAUUUCAGUUCCCAAUGGCAGGAGACUGUGAUGCUCAAAUCAAGUGUGACGCCUCGUUCACAGAAGAAAUAGAGGAUGUCACAAGUCCAUCUUUCUCUUCCGAAGAAGAGAAAACCCUCGUUCGGAAGGUCGAUUUGACAUUGCUUCCGACCAUUUGGAUCAUGUAUCUACUCUCCUACAUGGAUCGAACCAAUAUCGGUAACGCAAAAAUAUCAGGCAUGCAAACGGAUCUGGACCUGACGUCUGGCCAAUAUUCAGUCGCCCUUGUUGUCUUUUUCAUCGGAUAUGUCAUCUUCGAGGUACCCAGCAAUUUAAUACUGAGCCACUCGCGCCCUUCGUUCUUCUUAUCGAGCAUCAUGGUAGUUUGGGGAACCUUGACCUGCCUAAUGAGCGUGAUAAAGGACUUUAAACAUCUUGUUUUAUUGCGCACCCUGAUAGGCUGCGUGGAAGCAGGAUUCGCACCCGGAGUCCUCCUUGUCCUCUCAUCUUGGUACAAACGAACAGAGCAGUCCAAGCGGUUUGGCGUUUAUAUAUCUGCCGCCAUCCUUUCAGGGGCCUUCGGGUCUUUAUUGGCAGCAGGUAUUAUUCAAGGUCUAGAAGGAGCACGUGGAAUUAGAGGAUGGCGGUGGCUCUUCAUUGUCGAAGGGUCCGUCACUGUGGGAGUCGCAAUUAUAUGUGCGUUCAUCCUGCCAGACUUUCCCGCUACCUCUCGACGCUUGUCGGAGAGGGAGCGAUAUGUAGCUGUCGCACGACUGGCGACAGAUAAUGUCAGCGCCAUGACCGAAGAUAGCAUCCAGUUGUCACACUGGCACGCUGUUGUAGAGUCAGCCAAAGAUUGGCGAACAUGGGGGUUCGUGGUCGGGUAUAUGGUCAUUGUCGGCUCGAGUACACUGUCGUACUUUUAUCCCACCCUCGUGGCGGGACUCUUCGGCGACUCCUCCACUGAGAGAGUAAACUUCCUGACCGUACCCAUCUACGCAGUCGCAUUUGUCUGCACCGCAAUCACAGCUUACUUCAGCGACAAAGUUCCCCAAUGGAGAGGCCUUGUCAUCGCUGGCUGGCUGGCUGCAUCGUUGGCUUGUUCUGUCGCGGUGUGCCUUGUAUACAAUUACACUGCACGAUAUGUGCUUCUUGUCCUAAUGGCUGCCGGGCUCUGGGCCACGAAUGGAGGCACGCUUGCCUACGCAUCAUCCGCAUUUGCGAACAUGCAUCCACAAGUAAGAGGCGUUAGCCUUGCGCUGGUAAAUGCGCUGGGGAAUUUGGCCCAGAUAUACGGCUCGUAUCUGUUUCCUUCGUCAGACAGUCCAAAGUAUAUUAUGGGAUUCUCGGUUAUUUCCGCCAUGCUUGCCCUGGGAGUAGUGGUCUUUAUUGCAAUACAUAUCUGGUUUCGCCGUCGUGCUGAUGCCACGGGACGUGUGUGAUGGUCUAUACGCAUAUCAUUCUCUAAAGCUUUGACUUAUGAAACUCAGAGCUUGUGGCUUUUUGCAAUUGUCCCAUCCUGAUCGAUACC